Molecule: messenger RNA, 6441 nt
Organism: Mizuhopecten yessoensis (Yesso scallop)
Lineage: Eukaryota; Metazoa; Mollusca; Bivalvia; Pectinida; Pectinidae
Product: protocadherin-9-like
Exons: 5
Coding region: 751-4143 (1130 amino acids)
Biological process (GO): homophilic cell-cell adhesion
Cellular component (GO): plasma membrane
Molecular function (GO): calcium ion binding
Source: RefSeq, a predicted model, not a curated record
GUUUGUGGUAUGAAAGUGACUUUGGCAAUAAAAAGUCUCGGUAGGUGUAAAGGAGAGGUGAGACAAACGUCGGCACUAAAACCCCAGAAUAAUGAUAGAUAUUUCACGGCUUGGUUCCUGUGCACAUAAAAACAAAACGAGAUAAAAGCCUGACCAUACGCAGGUAGCACAUGGUUGAAGAAUGCUCCCAGUUCUGUCAUCACACCUAUGUAUAAAGGUGUGUUGGGGUGAGACAUUCCCCACCCAUCUGUGGACUGGUACCCCUGUGGAGGUGUAAAUUCAACAACCUGUUGGUCGGGGCUAGUACUGUGCCUUUAGUCAGCUAGUAUAUAGUAGGGAGCUAGCUAAGGUCACGCUUGAUUGUACUACCAUUUUAUGGCAGUGUAGGGUUUGAUUGACUGCUUUAUCACACUCUAUCAUGAUCGUCCACUCUGAUUGGCUGGCUGGUUUGUGGGCGGGCCUUCACAUUGAUUUGUGCCUCACACAUAGUAAGGCUGUAGAUCUGUAGUAUAGAGAACGGUGGAGCAGAGCAUGUGUAUAUAGCACUCUAGUAGAAAACAUAUUUAUGUAAUUAAUUUCCCUCUUUUUUUUUGGAACUCUGGAUUUCGUUUAUGCACUUAAAAAGGUUGGGGAGGCUGAGCGUGGGAACUAUAUAGUGAGACGGGGGACGCACACAGCAUCAUGACAUAAACUGUGGAUAUAAAUCGAGUGUGUAGAUAGCGCUCAAAUACACUGGAUAGAAUUCUCAAAAUGGCAAAAGAUUUGUGUUUAAUUUUUCUGACAGUUUUGUUUUCUGUGAACCAUGUUGAGACUUUGUCUCAUACUUACACAAUAACAGAGGAUUUAGUGGGACCUGUUCCUCUGGGAAAUAUUGCUCAGGAUGUGAAUUUAAGUAGUCAACUUUCGGACUCCGAUGAUUUUUCCGAACUCCGUUAUAGUUUUCUUGCCCAAGACCACCCCCACACGUUUCGGUUUUCUAUAGAUGAAAUCACUAGUGCUAUUACAACCAAUGACAAACUGGAUAGGGACUUGAUUUGUGAGUUUUCCCCCGAUUCUUGUGAGUUGUCACUGGAAGUAGCAGCCCAAUCUACCAUUGGAGUAUUCUUCAAAAAGAUCCAAGUUACUGUGGUGAUUGAGGAUCUCAACGACCAUGCCCCGAGUUUCGAUGUUGGUGUUUUUAACCUGUCUAUAUCGGAGUUGUCCCAAAUUGGUCGCGAGUUCACACUGGACAGUGCCAAGGAUAAGGACAGCAAACUUUAUUCUGUGAUAAAAUACAGUGUCGUACCCGCAUCUUCCCCCUUCACAACCAAGUUUACGAUUGACCUUGUCGGCAACACCGAUGUCAAGCUCAAGGUCACCGAUGAAUUAGACCGUGAAGUCAAUGGCCAUUACCAGCUUAAAGUCAUAGCUGAGGAUGGAGGUUCGCCACCCAAAACUGGUGUUCUCAAUGUUAAUAUUACCAUUGAAGAUGAGAAUGAUAACUCACCGACCUUCACCUCGCCGUCGUACAAUGUCAGUGUGAAAGAGGACAUUGCCAUUGGGACCAUCAUCUUGGAGAUGACGGCCAAUGAUCUAGACGUGGGAAAAAAUGGUGAAGUUAUCUAUAAGAUCAGUAGUAAUCAGCCACCGGAAAUCCAGGCUCUGUUCACUAUGGACCUGACAAGUGGGAGACUUGGGGUUGCACAGACUCUCAUGCCUGCGGAGACAUACAAAUUAAUCGUGGAGGCUUACGAUAAGGGAGACCAGCCAUCAAAGGCACAAGUUUAUGUUUUUGUACAUGUGGAAGACUCCGGAAACAACCCGCCAGAAAUUAAGCUUAAUUUACUCUAUGGUGGGGAUCAAAAUGUCGCCAAGAUUUCUGAGUACGCCAACAUGGGGUCGCCUGUUGCUCACGUCGCAGUGACAGACCCAGACACUGGCAGAAACGGGAUUGUCACGUGCUCCAUCUCUAACUCUGAGGACUACUUCCAGCUGCAGAGGUUAGAGGUCAAUGAAUAUAAGGUCAUCGUCCACAAGCCUCUGGAUCGGGAGAUCCAGGCACGUCAUGAUAUUUCAGUGUUCUGUGAGGAUGUGGGUACUCCCCCGUUAAACAGUACCAGGACAUUCUCCGCUGUCGUCUUAGACGAAAACGACCAGUACCCACAAUUCUCAAAACCUGUGUAUACAGUAACCUUCCCCGAGAAUCGCAACAAUGGUGAGGUCAUUGUACAGGUCACCGCCAGUGACCUUGACGAAGGUGACAAUGCCAGAUUAACCUAUGUCCUAGAUGGAGAUUCAAAGGGAUAUUUUAAUAUUGAUGACACUGGACGGAUAUAUUCCAACAUUGCAUUUGACAGGGAGACAACUCCGUUAUUCAAGUUUCAGGUGAUCGCUUCCGAUCAUGGCGAUCCACCCAUGUCGUCGACGGCAACCAUCGAACUCAACAUCAGCGAUGAGAAUGACAACCCGCCCGAAUUCACUGACACAGAUUACACUGCCAUCGUCCUUGAGAAUAUGCCCAUUGACACGUCUGUGACACAAGUUUAUGCAUCAGAUCGUGAUGCCGACUCCAAUGGUUAUGUGACCUUUGCCCUCGCUCCAAACUCACAGGUGCCCUUCUUUGUGUCACCAGAUGGUUCAAUUCACACCACAAAGGUCCUUGACCGGGAGGUCAUCAGCAAGUACAUAUUCUAUGUUGUGGCCACUGACCACGGAAUGCCACCAAGACAGAAGUCAGCAGAGGUAACGGUCAAUGUUGGUGAUCGCAACGACAACACACCAGUUAUCAUCUAUCCCAACAUAUCAAACGACACAGUUCGUGUCCCCUACACAGCUCGGGAAAACACUAUCAUUGCCGUCAUUCAGGCACAUGACUUUGACCUUGGCCCCAACCAGAAACUACUGUUUUCGGUCAAGGAGAGAAACGACUCGGAUCUAUUUAAUGUUCUCAGCAUCACCGGAGAAGUUAUCAUAGCAAGGCAGAUGCAAGAGUCUCACAGAGCGAGAUAUUUUCUUCAGAUCGUCGUUAUGGAUCAGGGUACCCCGUACCUGUCAUCCGUAACAAAACUCAGCAUCGUAGUAACGGACAAGAAUGCCACCACAGCGAUACCACCAACAUCAGACGGGGUCAACAAGUACAAUGUGGCUAUCGUAGUAACCGUUGUCGUGGUAACCCUAGUGCUUUCUGCCACUAUUCUCGUAACCAUUUUCAUCAUUCGGCGUUUGGAUCGUCAAAAACAGAAGUUUUCUCAGGGUUUAGUGUUAGAUGGAGUUAAACUACAAACGGAAAAGAACCUGGUGAAAUCGUCUAACAUAACGGGGAAGGCGAACCCGAAUCUGUAUAGUCCGCAGGGCGAAAGGGUUGGAGUAGGGAUGUAUAGCUACGCCACCGAACCUGCCCUCGACAGAAUGAGUCUCUCCAGCAAUAACACUUUCCAGGCCUCACAUGUUUCGUAUGACCACAUGGACAGUGGGAGCAAGGAGGGGACACUACAGCGCUGCGACACGCCUCAAAGUGACGUCCAUCAGUCCGAUCUCCAUCGCCUCGCUUCUAUUCGACUUCACCAGGCACUCGUACAGUCACAUGACAAGGCGUAUGCCAAUCAGCAUGCAGAGCUCCCGUAUAACAGAGAGGCAAAGAAAUCAACAGACGACAACAGCGAUACUUCGGGGGACACUAUCCCCAGUGACAGUGGACGAGGCGCUAGUGACCAGGAGGAGGUGCAGAGCGUCACACAGUCACAUACAUCAGAGAAUUUCCGGCGCCAACAUCCACCAACAAGUCGGAAUUUCAGAAACGUCGAAAAAUUCCACAGAAAUAUUCCAGAGACAAAUCAUUACAUGGACAUGUCUGGGAGGAAAGUUAAUAAUGUGAACAACAUUAGUUCAGGAAUUAUUCCACAACGAUUCCAGGAGGAACUCAAACAUCAGUUACAGCCAUGUUAUCCGUUUCCACGGCAACAAAAACUCUCCUUCAAUAGUGUUGGGUCGGAACUUCCGUCAUAUGGACAUUUCCAGCGGGGGUUGAGUGUCGACGAAACUGUGGACAGUAUCGCCACGGGUUACGACGAUGACGAUACAACAACUUCAGGGAGUUAUACAAUAGACAAUGACGAUUUUCCAAUGGAACACCAUUUUGAAAAAGUGCAUGAUGUGUUUGUGUGAUAAACAAAAAUGGUUUCUAAUUGGAUAACAAUAUUGUGAAAUGUGUUCUGAUUGGAUAAUGUUCCUCUAGUCAUGUGCCAAAUUUAAAACUAUUUUCAUGUUUGUGUGUAUUGAUACCCAAUUGUAAUACGAUAUGGAUAUUGUUAGUCCGGACACUAAGUUUUCUGUUUUAAAAAAUAAAUCAUAAAAGAAAACAGCCUUUCUAGAUUUACGAAACGUUAGUUGAUGUCAGAUAAAGUUCAACAAAAGCAUACGCUGGAAAUUGAUGAUUUCAGAAAUUAUUUAAAUUCAUAUAAAAAAAAUCGCAUUAAAAGAAUGGUUUCCGAUUCUGUGUAUCUGGGCUAGCAAGGUUCUGCUGUUAGGCUCUCGCUGUGUGAUACGGAAGGGCAAUCCAUACUCUUUAUAUUCCAUAAUUCCAAAGGUGCUCAUUUAAUUGAUUGAUUUGAAUAUUCAUGAGAUUGCUACAGAAAUCGUCAUGAAUAUUCAGUAGUAUUUUACCAUUUAUGGGUUGAUAUUUUUUUUCUCCAGAUUUUGACCCUCACUACUAAAUACUUGAUUUCCAAAAUUGAUGAACUAAAAUUCUGAUAUUGCUUAUUAAAAAAAGGGUUUGACCCGAUCAACCUAUAAAUUGUAAGAUGUAUGUUAGCCUUUAAUGUCUUGCAUUUCACUCGAGUCGGCCAAGAUCUCAAUUUCAUAUGAUCUGCAUAAUCAUUCCAAAACUAAUAUGACAUUAAUCAAAAAGCAAAUCAUAUUCAUAUAAUUUGACAUUUCAUCUAAACAAACCUGUAUACAUUGUGAGCUAGAAAUGAUUUCAUUAAGUGUUUCAUUCCCUUGUUUGUCAUAUAUGUAACUUGAGUAUGAAUUGUAAUGGAGAUCUCAAAAACAUUGAUCAUAACAAAAAUAUUAUUAAGAGUUAGUUACCAAAAAGCAACGUAGAUUAGUUGUUGAUUAUGAUAUGAAGAAAAUUUGCCAAAGAUUAUUUGGUUUUUUUCCUUACUUGAAUUUUAGAAUUUUAGCACCAAAGGAACUGGAUAAAGUACCAAAGCUUUUAUUGAAUGUUAGCAUAAAAGUUGAAAUAUAAAUUUGUAAACAUCUUUCAAAAAAGCUAACAAGUUUGUUUACAUGUAGUACACAUAAUAAAUUCUCCAAUAUUGGUCAUAAUUUGAACAUUUAAGUAAAACUUUAGAGGGAAUUCAUACUUAUUAGAUAGAUACUUGGGGGUUUAGUAAUUUUUUAUCAAUGUAAAUCAAAUAUAGGCGUUAUUAAUCAAACCAAAGAUUUUUUUUACAAAUUUUAAAGAUUCAUUUACACAGGAUAAUUUACAUUUAAAUGGAAAAUCAUAUAUGCAGGAAAUUCAGUAUUGUGGUAUAUCUUAUAACAUAAAAUAAAAACAGGUGAUCAUUUAGCAAUAUGUUUCUCUUUGUAAAGAUAGACAGACACAAUUAAUUUAUUGGUUCAGUUUCGUAAUUAAUGAAUUUAUUAAAAUCUAGAAUUUUAUAUAAGAAACAGAAAAACUAUAUACAUUGUAAAUACUGUAAGAGUCAAACUAAACUUAUCCCCAAAGACAGCUAGCAUCGAAUAUUUAAACCAUAUCUCAUGAGAAAGAUCUGAAGGAAAGUAUAAAAUUAGAAAUUGUCAUAUAUUUUGAUUUCAAUAUUGUAUUGUACUUAAGUUAAAACUUUCAAUAAUUUCAAAUUUUCAAAUUUGAAAUGUGAUUUUCAAAAUGUGUGUAUUUUCUUAAAAAUUUAUUCAAUAUUUGAUAGUUUCCAAUCUUGACAGUUGGAGUCUGUUAAUGUUAAUGAUGUAUUGUAAAGGUAUCUGGCUAAAACACUAAAAGUCUGGAAUUAUUCCAGCUGCCGUAGCAAGAUAUCAACUCAUGCUGUCCAUGUCAUUGAUUGAUAGCAAGUUAAUUUUUCUACUGGAACGAAAUGCUUUUCUCUGACUAUGAAUAUUGAUUGCGUCCAUGGCAUCGCAUGAUGCGUCAGCCUCCCUAUUCCCACAGAAAUGCCUUAUUAAGACAUGUAGAUUGUUCAGGUACGCUCCAUACAGAUAGACUGUUGUUGUUAAGGUACGCUCCUCAAUACAGGUGAGCUGUUCGCGACUCAUUGUUUAUGUCACUGUUAACGUCCAUCCGAUUUUCCCCGGGAGAAAUAAGGGCAGCUUUACUAUGGUAAUGAGACGAUUCCUAAUUCCGUUGAUGGGACCACGUGUAUCUGUUUCCUGUUACGUUCUUAUGUUGAUUGUUGCCUUGUUACAUAAAACUUUAUUUCCAACAUGAAAUAAAUACGAAAUAAUCAA